AUGUCCAGGAGUUACGAUCGCGCCCUUACCGUCUUUUCACCCGAUGGCCACCUGUUCCAGGUUGAAUACGCACUGGAAGCCGUGAAGAAAGGAACAUGUGCAGUUGGAGUCCGUGGCAAAGAUGUCGUUGUGUUAGGCGUCGAGAAGAAGUCAGUACUUCAGUUGCAAGACCCCCGAACUGUCCGUAAAGUUGUUAUGCUGGACGACCAUGUAUGUCUUGCCUUUGCUGGUCUCAAUGCUGACGGGCGGGUAUUGAUUGACAAGGCUCGGAUAGAAUGUCAGAGCCACCGGUUAACGGUAGAGGAUCCUGUCACAGUUGAGUACAUCACGAGGCACAUUGCGGGAGUCCAACAAGCGAAUGCUAUUGGUCGAUCGUCCAAAACUGUACGGGAGUUUUUGGAGAAGAAUCACAAAGACGAUAUGUCACGAGAGGAUACGAUAAAGCUCACCAUCAAAAGUCUUCUAGAGGUUGUCCAAACUGGGGCAAAGAACAUUGAGAUCAAUAUUAUGGAGAGUUACGGCAAGAUCACAAGCUUGGACUUGACCCAAAUCGAGGGUAUCGUAGCAGAUAUCGAACGGGAAAAGGAAGCAGAGGCGGAGCGGAAACGGUCGCGACUGGCUGCAACUGCGGCAGGUCAGGCAGCUAUGUCCCAAGCAGCUACUGGCUCAUCAUAA
Molecule: messenger RNA, 675 nt
Organism: Fibroporia radiculosa
Lineage: Eukaryota; Fungi; Basidiomycota; Agaricomycetes; Polyporales; Fibroporiaceae
Exons: 8
Coding region: 1-675 (224 amino acids)
Biological process (GO): ubiquitin-dependent protein catabolic process
Cellular component (GO): proteasome core complex; nucleus; proteasome core complex, alpha-subunit complex
Source: RefSeq, a predicted model, not a curated record